Exophiala oligosperma is the source of this 1524-nucleotide messenger RNA. RefSeq lists its product as uncharacterized. The coding region runs from base 1 to 1524 and encodes 507 amino acids. The transcript has 2 exons. Gene Ontology annotation, molecular function: oxidoreductase activity. NCBI's taxonomy places the organism in Eukaryota, Fungi, Ascomycota, Eurotiomycetes, Chaetothyriales, Herpotrichiellaceae. The record is from RefSeq and is a predicted model, not a curated record.
AUGGCCGAACGAAAGAUAUCCGUCGACGAGGUCAUCAAACACAACUCCCCUUCCGACGCGUGGAUCGUCAUCGACGGAACGGUAUGGGACGUUACUGAAUUCGCACCAACUCACCCUGGAGGAAUCGACAUCAUCUUGGAGUAUCUAGGUCAGGACGCCACGAGGGCUUACAGCGAGGUACACUCUCCUGGACUUGUGUCUAGAUCUUUGGAUGCGACCAAAAACAAAGGUCAACUAGACGAAUCCACCGUCACCGAAGAAUGGAGAUCGAAACAAGCCGACACGAUUGAAGGGACGCCUCCAGCGGAAAGACAAGACAGCGACAGACCCUACGAGAAACCACCUUUGGAGUCGAUGAUCAACCUUUUUGAUUUCGAACAAGUGGCCCAAAAGUUUGUCAGUCCCAAAACUUGGGCUUACUAUUCUGGAGCCGCCAAUGAUUGUUUAUCUUUGAACGCAAACGUCGACUGGUACAGACGUAUCUGGUUCCGUCCCAGAGUCCUCAAGGGCGUGAAGGACGUCGACACGACAGCCACGGUGUUGGGUGAAAAAUAUUCCAUGCCAAUCUUUUCCUCUCCUGCGGCAUUGGCCAAAUUGUCCCAUCCGGAAGGUGAACUGGCCAUGGCCAGAGGUGCCGUGACAAAAGGGACGACCUUGUGCGUUUGUUAUGGAGCUUCUUAUUCUUUGGAAGAAAUUACGCAAGUCAUGCCACCGGGUUACCCCAAAUUUUAUCAAUUGUACUUUGAUAAAGAUAGGAAGGUGACGGAACGCAAAAUGAGGGAGGCUAUCGAGUUGCAACCCCGAGCGAUCUUGGCGACGGUCGAUUUACCGGUGGUGGGUAAAAGAGAGGCGGAUGAACGGAUCAAGAUUGACGGUGCAGCUGCUUCCGCUUCAGUCAAAUCUUCGUCACAGGUUCAAGGUCUGGCUCAGUCAAACAUAUUACCAAAGGACAACAAGGGAACAGGUCUAGCUCGAGUCACUGGUUCUUUUGUCGACCCUAACCUGACUUGGGAAGAUAUCAAAUGGCUGAUCUCACUCUCCGACAUACCCGUAUUCGUCAAGGGGAUCCAAUGUGCGGCGGACGCACGUACCGCCCUCGAGGUCGGUUGUAAAGGGAUUUACAUCUCCAACCACGGUGGGCGGGCGGUCGACACGGCACAACCUUCCAUCUUGACCCUCCUCGAAAUUCAGGCAAAUUGUCCAGAGGUCCUGGAAAAGAUGGAGGUCUUUAUCGACGGUGGAAUCAGAAGAGGUACAGACGUCCUGAAGGCUAUGUGUCUCGGUGCUUCGGCCGUUUGUGUGGGAAGGCCGUUUCUGUACUCUCUCGUUUAUGGCCAGGAAGGCAUGGAGAAGGCAUUGGAUAUCCUCAAAGAUGAAUUAGAAACGGCGAUGCAAAUGGUUGGAAUCACUAGAUUGGAUCAAGCACAUCCAGGCUUGUUGAAUACUGCCGACAUCGACAAGUUUGUGUAUAGGGGUGACGCACAUCCAUGGGCCAGAAGAAUCGUGAGGAACAUCAAGUUGUAA